Molecule: messenger RNA, 1881 nt
Organism: Melopsittacus undulatus (budgerigar)
Lineage: Eukaryota; Metazoa; Chordata; Aves; Psittaciformes; Psittaculidae
Gene: RAD9B
Product: RAD9 checkpoint clamp component B
Exons: 11
Coding region: 18-1274 (418 amino acids)
Biological process (GO): DNA replication checkpoint signaling; cellular response to ionizing radiation; DNA repair
Cellular component (GO): checkpoint clamp complex
Source: RefSeq, a predicted model, not a curated record
UGAGGGAAGGGGCGGCCAUGAAGUGUGUCAUUGUUGGGGCGCACCUCAGAGUGUUCGGAAGAGCGAUUCACGCCAUAGCACGUAUUAGCGAUGAGUUCUGGUUUGACCCCUUAGAGAAAGGUCUUGCCUUGAGAUCAGUGAAUUCUUCAAGGUCAGCAUAUGCAUACGUGUUCUUCUCGUCUAUGUUUUUCCAACACUACUGCUGGGCAGCUGUGCCUCAGCCACAUCAGAAGGACAAGCAGUUAUCCCCCCCAUGUAAAUUGAUAAUCAAGUCAGUUCUUCCUGUAUUUAGAUGUGUAAAUGUGCUGGAAAGGAAUGUAGAGAAAUGCAGCAUUUAUACAAAUAUUAAUGAUCAUCACAUAACUUUUCAGCUCCUCUGCAAACAUGGUGUUGUAAAAACAUACAACCUAACGUUUCAAGAAUGUGAUCCGCUGCAGGCUGUUUUUGCAAAGCACAUGUGUCCCAACGUACUUAAAUUCCACUCCAGGCUGCUGGCUGAUAUCAUGGUUCACUUCCCCACCAGUCAAGAAGAAGUAACUCUAUCAGUUACACCAAUGAAAGUUUGUUUCAAGAGUUACACCGAGGAGGACGCUGAUUUGUCAAAGACAAUGCUUACCGAAAUACAACUGAAUCCAGAUGAAUUUGACUACUUCCAGAUUGGAGUUGAUUCUGAAGUGACAUUUUGCCUUAAAGAAUUAAGGGGACUCCUGGUGUUUUCAGAAGCCACCAGUGUGCCUGUCUCCAUCCAUUUUGACAUCUCUGGAAAACCAGUUGCUUUCAGCAUUGAAGACCUGGUGCUGGAAGCCAGCUUUAUCUUGGCUACCUUGUCUGACAUUGACAAGAAGACUUCCCAGCAGCAACCACCUGGCUUUACACCACAGCAGGAAAGCCCAGGGACACGUACAGGGAAAGCUGAAAAAGCCUCCAUGGAUAAAGACAGCAGCAAGCAGGCAAAUGCUUCCAAAAAGCCACAGAGGAGUGAAAACACCCCGAGCACAGAGCCAGCAAAACCUGGGAGUCCUUUGGUAAAGCAGAGAAAAGUCAUUCCUGGAGCCACAGAGGGAGAUGCAACAGGGGUAGGAGGAACAACCACAGCCCAUGCAGGGCUGGCAGCAGGGGCAGCAGAGGCUCACUAUGACAAGUUUCAUUCCCUGUUUUUUGGAGCAGUUUCCUGUAAGGAGAAGGAUGCCACCAGUCACUCCUUCCAUAGCCUAGCGACAGCUAGCGACACUGAAGAGGAUUUUGGCAAUGUGCAGAGCUCCCCAAUCCUCUAGUGCCAUGAAGCAUCUGAACCUAAAGAGUACUGGGGUUUGCCAUGAAAGAUACAAGAUGGGGUAAUGGUGGAGCUGUUCCUGGUUUUACAGUUUAGCUGCUGUUCUGCAAGUUAGAGCUUGAUGGAAGCUGUGUUCUAAGCUGGUGCAGUGAACUUCAGGAAUACAUGUUCAGAGUCUGGGAAGUGGAAAUCCCACUCAGACAAUGCCUUUUUGCAAGACAAGGACUCAACUUGGCACCAGCUAAUUUGUCAGUUCAGGUUAAGAGUUCCCCCUCGCUAUUCACAUUCACCACCAGCACAGUCACUCUGAACCGUUACCUGUUGUCCCAGUGUAAGUUCAGGUCACAGCUGCCCAGUCUGGGGUUCAUUACGUGUUGUGCAAGAACAGCUUCGGCUGUUCAUUGCCCCAGUGCCACCUGAGGCCAGUUGAGCUGCUGGUGUAAAGUUGAGUGCUGGAAAAAUGAACCCAUCCACCCACUCCAGCACAGCCGGACACACUACUGCUGAGGAGCAACCACUCCUUUUCCAGGCCUGGUGUAGAACUGGCAUUUCCCUGAGUAACCAACAUCAGAGGAAUGCAUUUGAACAAAUAAAGGUGAUGUUCCAGA